This is a messenger RNA of Rotaria sp. Silwood2, 840 nucleotides long. The record is from the annotation of a GenBank genome assembly. Lineage: Eukaryota; Metazoa; Rotifera; Eurotatoria; Philodinida; Philodinidae.
AUGACGAAAAGUAUAUAUGAUCGACAAUUAGAUAUAAAUUUAUUUAAACGUUUACAUCCAACAAAUUUUGCUCUUGUACCAAAACGUUCUUUAAGCAUUUUAGGACCAGGUUCAUAUAAUCCAAUAACUAUUGAUGAAAUUUAUCGUCAAAAAUCAUGUAGUAAAUAUGGACCUUAUUAUCAACAAUCAAAUAGAUUUCCAUCAAUAAAUCGUAAAUCGAAACAUUUAUGUUAUAUUCAACCAUUAAUAUAUGGUUUAUCUAAUAUUCCCGAUGAAUUAAGAAGAAAAAAUGAAUUUAAAAGGCGUUAUAAUGCUAUACGACUUGAUCGACAAAGUAAUGAUAUAUGUCGUAAACGAAGAGAACUCGCACCUCGUGCUCCACCUGUUACUUUAUAUGAAAAGUCAAGUUUUGUUGAUGAACUUAAACGAAUCUAUGGACCUUAUGUUAAACUAGCACAAGAUUAUUACAGAAAAAUACCAGAUUGGUACAAAGGACCAGCCCGACUUCAAAUCAAAUCACCUCCAUCUAUUCUUGAAUCUCUUUUUUCAAAAUCUAAUUGUCAUAAAGGCAAAUUUUUACCAAUUCCUUCUAAUCUCAAUGCAAAUGAAAAUCAAAUAAAAACUUCGCCUGGACCAACUACCUAUUUUAAAGAUACAUUUUCUCAACGGCAACCUUCAAAAAUAAAUCAAGAAAAAACUUCAUUACUUGGUUUUCUUUCAUCAACAGAACGAUUUCAUAAAACAAAACUUUCAAUCUCACAUCUAGGUCCAGCUUCAUAUAAACCUGAGGCUUGUAUUCGAUUAUGUUCAAACAAAACGAAAAAACAAAGAAAUAAAUAG